AAGUUAUAUUGUUUAUUUUCUUGGACCGGCUUAUUUAGUCAAGACAAAUGUCUCCAAAUAUCUAUAAGAAAAUUCAACGGAACUAUAAUUUAAUUGGUGUUCCAAAUGUUUCGGCGCUGUAUAAUAUAAUUCUUGAAUAAAAUUUUGAUAUUAGCAUGCAAAACAUAUUAACUAUUAGCAACACAAAUUUCAGUUAAACAAAUAAUUGGGUAACUAGUUUUUUCAGCCAUUACUUAAGUUAAUGUUACAUUCAUGUCUUUCUUUUACUUUAUACUAAUUCACUAUAUAUACUCUAAUGGCGGUCUUAUGCAUGGAAUAAAUAUUAUAAAGAAUCUGUCUUGAGUGUGUUACAAAAAGAACUGUCCGAGUACUAUUAUUUGUUGUGCACCAAAAGAUUAAAUAAAAGGACAAUAGAAAAAUGAAAUUGAAUUAUCUUAUAGAAAAGAUUAGACGUCUAUCUCGAAAAAUUCCACUAAAAAAGUUAGCAGUUUUCAAAUGAAACAUCUUGCGUAAGGAAUCAAAAUGAGCCAUGUGUCAAUCACAUACAAAAAUGACGUCGCUAUAGGCAGCCACACGUACUACAAGCACCGCAUAAAUAAAGAUGGUGCCUCUUCCUCAAACUUCCUCACUUUGCAAGUGAAACAAACAACUCUUAGAAAUAAUAUUAAAGGUUCUCUCUCUCUAUUUCUCUUUUGGUAAGAAACAAAACAAGUAGAGAUCUCUUUCUGUCUAUCUAUCUUUGUGUUCUUCUUGUUCUAUGAUAAAACGAUCUCGAGUAUCCCAAAAGAGCAAGAUGUCUAUAAGAAAAAUCUACCGAUGUCUAAAUUCUUUAAUCAAAAGAUCAUGUGCUCAGUCUCUAUGAUCAUAUAUAAGUCCCAUUUCACACUUUGUUUCAACUCUCAGGUUUUCAAUAUUUUAUCUUUGUUCUAUACCCAACCCCUUUGAUUCUUUGAACAAUCAAGAAAUCAAGAAUCAAGAAUGGUGCGGACACCAUGUUGCAGAGCUGAGUUAGGGUUAAAGAAAGGAGCAUGGACUCCCGGGGAAGAUCAGAAGCUUACCUCCUACGUUAACCGUCACGGUGAAGGUGGCUGGCGAACUCUCCCCGAAAAAGCUGGACUCAAGAGAUGUGGCAAAAGUUGCAGACUAAGAUGGGCCAAUUAUCUAAGACCUGACAUCAAAAGAGGAGAGUUCACUGAAGAUGAAGAACGUUCUAUCAUCUCUCUCCACGCCCUUCAUGGCAACAAAUGGGCUGCAAUAGCUCGUGGAUUACCAGGAAGAACCGAUAACGAAAUCAAGAAUUACUGGAACACUCAUAUCAAAAAACGUUUGAUCAAGAAAGGUGUUGAUCCGGUUACUCACAAAAGCAUAUCAGCAAAUUUGCAGGAUAUUCCGGAGAAACUAAACAUUAAUCAGACAAUUAUAACGAGUGAUGAUGAUCUUGAUCAUAACAAGAAGAUGGAGAAGUCGGCUAGAUUCUUGAACAGAGUAGCUAAUAGGUUCGGAAAGAGAAUCAACCAGAGUGUUUUAUCUGAAAUUAUCGGUAGUGGUUGCCCACAUGCUACUAUUUCUAAUAACACUACUACUGUUACUACAAGUGUCACCGUUGACUCCAAAUCAGAUAAGUCAACGAGCUCUUCCUUCACACCAACCUCAAAUCUUCUUAUGACCGCUAACGGUAACGCUACGUCGUCUCCGUCCGCAUUUUCUGAGUCAUCCAUUAGCGAUCGAUUAAUGUACUGGGAUAAGGAGGAUAAUAUCGAAUUCUCAACAUUUCUGAAUGAUGAAGAUUUCAUGGUGUUGGAAGAGUCUUGUGCUGAGAACAAUGAGUUCAUGAAAGAGCUUACGAGGUUUCUUCAGGAGGAUGAGACGGACAACAUAGAAAUGAUGCCCGUCAAUGAACAUCAAGACAGUUUUGAAGAUAUUGACAACUAUUUUGCAUGAGUGAAUCUUCUGAUAAACCCCACAUGAUCAUUUCAAUAUGAUCCUGUGAUAGAUGAUUAUGUUGAUAAGUGAUGUUGAACCAUGCAUGUAGCUUGUGUUGUCAUAUGUGCGUGUCGUUUUGGUGUUUUUCCUUCUUUUUUUUGUUUUACUUUUCUGUAAGUUUGGCCUCAAGUGUGUUUCGUGUAUGUAGUGGUUAAAUAUGGUGAUGUUAGUAAUAUUACAUUGUUUUACCGAGUGUA
Molecule: messenger RNA, 2180 nt
Organism: Brassica napus (rape)
Lineage: Eukaryota; Viridiplantae; Streptophyta; Magnoliopsida; Brassicales; Brassicaceae
Product: transcription factor MYB51-like
Exons: 3
Coding region: 979-1941 (320 amino acids)
Source: RefSeq, a predicted model, not a curated record